AUGGAUGUUGAUUCUAAAUUAGAGGUUUCCAACUUGCCCAAAGGAACUACCCAAGACUACGUAGAAUCGAUAUUUCUACCAUUUGGAAAUAUUGUCAGUAUUGAUAUAACUGGUAACAAGGCACUUGUGCACUACGAGGAAUCAGAAGAUUGUUCUAGUGCUAUUGCAAAUAUGAACGGGUUUGACUGUAAUGGAACAUACUUAACUGUGAGAACUUCGCGGAAUUAA
This is a messenger RNA of Debaryomyces hansenii CBS767, 228 nucleotides long. Its product is annotated as RNA recognition motif domain-containing protein. Gene Ontology annotation, molecular function: RNA binding. The record is from RefSeq and is a predicted model, not a curated record. The transcript has 2 exons. Bases 1 to 228 code for a protein of 75 amino acids. Lineage: Eukaryota; Fungi; Ascomycota; Pichiomycetes; Serinales; Debaryomycetaceae.